Messenger RNA from Cimex lectularius (bed bug), 602 nucleotides. RefSeq lists its product as uncharacterized. Gene Ontology annotation, molecular function: protein binding. The transcript has 3 exons. Lineage: Eukaryota; Metazoa; Arthropoda; Insecta; Hemiptera; Cimicidae. The coding region runs from base 168 to 476 and encodes 102 amino acids. The record is from RefSeq and is a predicted model, not a curated record.
AAUUCCAAAUGUCUUCCGGUGAGAAAACUAUGCGAUGGAAAGGUUGAUUGCGUGGACAGUAGUGAUGAGGGUGAUGAUUGUAAACUGUGUGUUAAAUAUCUUUCUAAAAUAUCGCCCGAAGUGAUAUGUGAUGGUAAUUUGAAUUGCCAAGAUAGAAGCGAUGAAUCAUGGCCUCUCUGCCAGCACAAAUACGAUUGCUCAUCAAACGCGUUUUUCAAUUGUUCGAGAACGCUUGCAUUCCAAAUAAUUUAGUCUGUGAUAACAAGACUGAUUGCAAUUUAGGAGAAGACGAAGAAAAAUGUUAUGGUUUAGAAAUUCUCAAUCCUCCAUUUUCUAAAAAUAUUGGAUUGUUGUCACAAACUAUACUCGGUGAAGUGGUACCUGUCUGUAUGAAAAACAGGCCAACAAGAACAUUUGUCGAUGGUCUUUGUAAAAAAAAAAAAAUGGUUUCAAUAAUGCAAUCCGUCAUAACGUAAUUUUAAAAGAUAACAUUAUGAUUGUUCAAGAUGUUUUUUCAGAAGUGAAAGUAAAUAAGUUCAGUAGGUUUAUCGUACGAGCCAAUAGGCCAUUUACUAAGACUAUCGUAAAUGGGACAUGCCCCG